This is a messenger RNA of Mobula hypostoma (lesser devil ray), 1114 nucleotides long. RefSeq names its product mitochondrial ribosomal protein L12 (gene mrpl12). Gene Ontology annotation, biological process: translation. Gene Ontology annotation, cellular component: mitochondrial large ribosomal subunit; ribosome. The record is from RefSeq and is a predicted model, not a curated record. The coding region runs from base 86 to 658 and encodes 190 amino acids. Lineage: Eukaryota; Metazoa; Chordata; Chondrichthyes; Myliobatiformes; Myliobatidae. The transcript has 5 exons. Gene Ontology annotation, molecular function: mRNA binding; structural constituent of ribosome.
UUGACGAGCGGCGGCGCGCUGCCUGCCGGGUAGGUGAGGCGCUGGAGGUCACCGGUGCACGUGCUGCCCGCCGCCCGCCGGGGAGAUGUUCGCCGCCCUGGGGAGAGUGUCCGGCUCCGGGCCCGUCCGGGGAGCGCUCAGGCGAGAGCUGCAAACUUUCUGUGCCCGGCGAGCGCUGAGGACCAGUGGUUGCAAGCGGGAUGAUACCCUGGCAACGCCGCCCCUCGACAACGCUCCCAGGGAGUACUCACCAAAGAUAAAACAACUGGUACAUGAGAUAUCAGGUCUGACGCUUCUUGAGAUCUCUGACCUCAACGAUCUGCUAAAGAAAACACUGAAGAUUCAGGAUGUUGGGAUGAUGCCGAUGCCCGGAAUGGUAGCAGCUGCUGCACCUGCCUCUCAGGAUAUUGAGGAUGAAGCCGUCCCAGCCAAGAAGGAGAAAACCCAAUUCACAGUGAAGCUGGUGGAAUUCAAGGCGGCCGACAAAGUGAAACUGAUCAAGGAAGUGAAGAACUGUAUUUCGGGGCUGAACCUUGUGCAGGCCAAGAAGCUGGUGGAGUCGCUGCCUCAGGAGAUGAAGGCCAACGUCUCGAAGGACGAAGCAGAGAAGUUAAAAGCUGCCCUCGAGGCAGCAGGAGGAACUGUGCAGAUAGAAUAACUCCCUGACUCCUGCCGUGGCCUGGCCUAGAAGAUACAGUAGAGUCCAAUGAAAAGGCCUCUGGGCUGGGGGGCCGAUUGGUGUCACAGCUGCUGGACUGCAUCCUCAGACUUUUGAGUAGACAGUGGGGAGUGCAGUUCGACCAAGAUGUUAUUUGUAUGAAUGUCUACAUAUCAUGAUUUUGUAACACUUACAAAGUGGUAGAGGGUGCAGGUAGGAAAGAUGCCAAUACUGUAAAUAUCUGUCGUGUACAGAGCCCAUCCUGGGCGCAGCCCUCCAGAUCUGUGUUGUUUGUCACUUCCAUUCAUGUUAAAUGAAAGGAAAAGGGGGACCGUUUACAAUAUUCUAAAGCCGCCUGCAUUUGGUGAAUCAGAAUCGGUUUAUUAUCGCUGACGUAUGUGGUGAAAUCUGCUGUUUUGCAGCAGCAGUACAUUAAAAGAAACAAAUUAUAAAUUA